UAUUCCACCUCGCCUCCUCGAGUUGCCGUCUAGUUCCCCUCGGGUCUCCUCCGCUCCCGGGGAUCCUCGCCGUCUCCCACCAAAUCGCCUCGCCUCUCCUCUCCUCUCCUCCAGAUCUCCGCCCGGCGACGCGGAGGCCCCAGUCCGGCGCCAUUCGGCCGGAGCCGCCCCGCUCCGGGCUCAGUCUGCCGGCGGUGAUGCCGCGGACAGCGGCGCUCCUCCUCCUGCUCGCCUUCUCGGCCGCCGCCGUCGCAGCAGCAGCCGAGGUGAAGGAUAGUACCGCUGGUAUCCUACCAGCAGGAGGAAACAAUGGUACCGGUAUAGAGGAUCCAGGUGUUGGGAGGACAGGGCAGAAUGGCGAGGCAGAUCCUACCACGCAACAGAAAGUACAUGAGGAGGGGGAGCUCAAGAAAUUCAUUACCGAGAACACUAACACGGAUAAUUCCAUGGAAGGAACCAGCACCGGGAAAGAUGAGCCAGUACAGAAACCAAAUGACAAAGAUGGCAACGCAACAUCCUCGACGGACUUGGUCGGAGAAUGUGAUCCAUCCCAUAGAUGUCUCAUUGAAAAACAGAGGUUCAUCGCUUGCUUGAAAGUUUCCGGAGAUUCGUCAGCUCUAUCCCUUUUGAUGGACAACAAAGGCACAAACCCACUUGAUGUUAGCAUAACGGCUCCAGAUUAUGUCAUCUUAGCAGAAGAUACAGUUCAUGUUGAAGCAAACGGUCACAAUGAGACGCAGGUGAGUGUUUCUGUCAGCGAUACCGUGAAUGACAUGGCGAUAGUUCUCAAAGUCGCAGAAGAAACCUGUAAAAUCAAUCUUGAGACCGCAGUCACAAGGAACACAGGCCGAGUGAUACCAAUGCGGCUUACUCCGACCUACAUGCUGGUGCCCGUAUUUGUUCUCCUUGGGCUGGCGGGACUAUGUGUCAAACUCCGUAGGGCGCGGAAGCAAUAUGGUGGGCCAGCAUACCAGAAACUCGACGCACCAGAGCUACCGGUCUCCAUUGGAGGGAAGAAAGAAGCUGAUCAGCCUGACCAGUGGGAUGACAACUGGGGAGAUGACUGGGACGACGAGGAGGCGCCGUCAACACCGUCGAACUCCAUGCCCAACCUGUCGUCGAAAGGUCUGGCUUCGAGGAGGUCGACCAAGGAUGGCUGGAAAGAUUAGCCGCCGGUCGGAUGUCUAUAUCAACGCCUAUAUUUUUCUCUCCUGUCUUUCUUGAAGAGUUUUUUUUUCCCUUAGCUUUUUUGAUAGGUUUCACUGAGGAGACCACUAGAGAAUGUAAUACGCUGGUAACACUAGAAGAAAUAUGAAUGCUAUUUUUUGCUAGUUUUAUGUUACUGGUGAAUGAAUGCAGUAUUUUAGUGGCACGUUCUGUA
Triticum dicoccoides is the source of this 1381-nucleotide messenger RNA. RefSeq lists its product as uncharacterized. NCBI's taxonomy places the organism in Eukaryota, Viridiplantae, Streptophyta, Magnoliopsida, Poales, Poaceae. The transcript has 4 exons. Bases 198 to 1169 code for a protein of 323 amino acids. The record is from RefSeq and is a predicted model, not a curated record.